Colletotrichum higginsianum IMI 349063 is the source of this 2385-nucleotide messenger RNA. Its product is annotated as Anaphase-promoting complex protein. Gene Ontology annotation, cellular component: anaphase-promoting complex. The transcript has 3 exons. NCBI's taxonomy places the organism in Eukaryota, Fungi, Ascomycota, Sordariomycetes, Glomerellales, Glomerellaceae. The record is from RefSeq and is a predicted model, not a curated record. Gene Ontology annotation, biological process: positive regulation of mitotic metaphase/anaphase transition; protein K11-linked ubiquitination; anaphase-promoting complex-dependent catabolic process. Bases 1 to 2385 code for a protein of 794 amino acids.
AUGUCCCGAUACCUAACGCCCGCCAAAAUCGGCAUCCUCGCCCUCAUCGAGCUUUACACGGACGGACACGUCCCCACCACGGCCAUCAUCCCCGUGCUCUCCUUUGUCACAUCCCACCUGCUAGACCCGGAUCCGCAAAGUUUUAUCACCGCCGCCCGCAAGGAUACGCGAUGGCGCAAGGCCGAGACUGCCGUCAGCCUCGUCAUAGGCAUCAAGGAUUUCGAGAAGUUGCUAAGCGCCCACUCCGUCGUCGUCGGCCUGCCAGGCCGCAAGCUAUGGGACACCUUUCUCGCGAAGCUAUGGGGCAUCAACUCGCUUGAUCAACUUCACGACUUCUUCGGCCGCCAGACGGAGUGCCUCGCCAAGACCAAGGAGGAGCUGCGGCGUGCCGCCGAGGGCGACGAGGCAGUCGCGGCACAGUUGUGGCAGGAGCAGCAGCAGAGACCGGGUAUCACGCUUUCGAGGAACUCGCCGCUGGGUCAGUUUGUGAGGCGGUGCCAGCUCGAGUUCUCGCGGUUACAGUUCCACGAGUCGACUCAGCUCUGGACGGACUUCGUGCAGUACCGGCAGCCCACGGCGGGUUACCUGCGGAAGAGAAAUCCUUCGUUCGGUCGGCUGAGCUUCGACCAUGUGCUCAUGGCGGGCGAGCAGGCGGAAUGGGACUUGGAUGGCGUGGCUGCGCUCACGUCUGUUGUGUACGGAGACAUGGUGAAGAGUGGCACUCCAUCCACUGUGCCUGUGAGCACGGAUGAUAUCGAGCUCUUGCUCGAGUUCCAAAUCGAGCAGAUGCAAAAAUUCGGCAAUCGGAUACCUUUGGAGCUCCGAAAUCAGUUUCACGACCUUCUCGGCGACAGCUUUCUCGUGCCCAGCUUGAGGCACUACCUGAGUUUUCUUGACGCCUGGAGAUCCGGUGACUAUCCCACCGCAUUCGACUUCCUUCAUCAAUACUUCGAUUAUACUAUGCAGAGUCGAGACAGGCUCUUCUACCAGUACGCGUUGAUGAAUCUGGCUGUCCUGCAGGCGGAUUUUGGCUGUUACAGGGACGCCGUUGCGGCCAUGCUCGAAACCGUCUCUACGGCUCGCGAGAAUCGCGACAUGACCUGUCUGAACUUUGCCCUCAGCUGGCUCUUCCACUUUGGCAGAGCACAUCCGGACCUGGUCAGAGACUUAGAGGCUGACAGCCUGCUCGGUACAGCCAAGGAGAGUCUGUCAUAUCUCCGCGUAAAAGCGAAGGAGACGGGUAUGUGGACACUUUGGGCGUCAGUGUUGCUCAGCGAGGCGAAGCUUGGCCUGGCAAACGGCGAGAGCGUCGCCACCUCGGUUGAGCUCAUGGUUCGCAGCUCGCAUCUCAUUGUCGAACGGAACAUGAAGAACAUGUUUGGCGCCCAGCUCUCCAUCCUCAUUGCCUUGUGGGACAGACUGGGGCUCGCACAGCUCUCGGCCAUGGACUGCGAGAUAUUCUUGCGGUGUCACGCGAGACACUCCAUUUUCGACGAUGAGCUGAAGGUCACGUCACGCCUGGCAUCACAGCUGGUUGCACGAGGUAAAUUCGACGAGGCGCUGCAGAAAAUGGAGGCGCUAGACGAGAACUCGCUCCGGUCGUGGAAGCCGAGCCAAUACUGGUUCAAGUAUCGCGGCAUCAUCAAGCUGAAGCGGGACCUGCAUCACAACAACCUCGACGGCGCGGAGCAGCUCCUCUCGCAGCUUCUGCAGUCCAAAAAGGACGACCUGGAGCCGGACAUGUCCUUCGUCGUCGACUUCCUCCAUAUAGACUGUCUCGUCCGACGAGGAGAUCUGCAAGCGGCCUUCAACAAGGUCGAAGACAUGCUCGCGGCGACGCACGAUGAUAGGAGAGACAUUGCGCUCCGCGUAAGACUCAUGUUGAUCAAGGUCCAUCUGUACGACAAGUGCGGACGAACACAGCGGGGGUUCACGAUCGCCAUGCGCGCGGCCAGCAUGGCUUGGCGGGCGAGGCUGGUAUCUUGUCUGUGGCAGGCCGUUGGCGCCAUUGCCAAUAUCCUGACGUCGUUGGGGGAGUUCGAGGCCUCGUCGCAGCUCCUCACAGCCGUCCUGCCGCGAAGCCUCGAGUGCGAUUCGGCGGCGUUGAGUGGGCAGCUGUACUCGUACCUCGCCGACGCCAACAUGGGCAUGGCAGGCAAGAUGGAACCGCAAUCAGCCAAGAGGAGGGAGUACCUGACCCGGGCCACGGGGGCGAUCCAGAAGGCGUUCGACCACUAUUCGAGCAUCGAGGACGUCACGCGGCAGUGCGAGAUGAUGGCCAAGAAGGCUACCAUCAUGAAGGCCGCCGGAGACAAGGUUCUCGCGGCGGAUUAUGCGGCAGCUUAUGUGGCUUUGCGGAAGGAUGCGGCAGCUCUUUCGAUAUGA